Messenger RNA from Trichomycterus rosablanca, 4643 nucleotides. Its product is annotated as C2 domain-containing protein 2. The record is from RefSeq and is a predicted model, not a curated record. The transcript is spliced from 14 exons. Lineage: Eukaryota; Metazoa; Chordata; Actinopteri; Siluriformes; Trichomycteridae. The coding region runs from base 148 to 2106 and encodes 652 amino acids.
CAGAAAGUGGAGUUAGUGAAUUAAACAUGGUGGAGAUGUGCUGGUAGAAGAGUGUGGGUGGAUUAGAGGGGAUUAGAGAGAGUUGUGUGCGGGCUGAGGGACUGGAGGAGCCGCUCUGCUGGUGGUUGGAGGUGCUUGGAGGAGGUGAUGAUGGAGUCUGGUAGCGGCCGGGUGGAGGACUCACUGCACUGGAUUUGCAUGCUCACCCUGUUCCUCGCCUCGGUAGUUACUCUCAUUCUCUACCUGCUGCACUACUUUGGGGUUCUGGGGAGCAGAAGGGAGGUGCAGCAGGGGAACAGGGAGCAGCAUGAGGAGGUGAAGAUGGAGGAGCUGCUGAGCUGGGUGUUGGGGUUGAAGAGUUGGAGGACUGAGUGGAGGAGAGCCUGGAUCCGAGCUUUACACCAACACCACACCAUCAGACAGGGUGACGUCCAGCUGAUCUUCGAGGAUGAUGGAGUUCAGUCAUCAGAGCUCUCCGUCCGUCACAUUUCAAGCUUUAAUAAAUCACCUGGUCUGAAGAAUGUGGAGUGUGAGGUGAUUGGAGACAAGCUGCAGUUCUCUCUGAGUGCGUCACCAAACUCCGGUUCCUCAGGUUCUCCUCUGAGAUACAGCGUCAGGAUAUCACCUCUACAUCUGCAGCUGGCUCUGCAGAUGACGGAGGUGGAUGGAGAAGUUCGGGUCAGCUGGAGAUUAGAAGAUCUGAACCCUGCGGAGCUGCAGCUCACACCCAGCUACACACAGGGAUCGUCAGUGUACAUUAGUGAAGCCGUGGUGAAGAACAGACUGCAGCAGGUUCUCCGUGAAGCUCGACCGUCUGUAACUCUGAGCAGCCGGACUGCACAGCCUGCAGAGAUCCAGGAAGUGAGGAACAGGAUCUCACAGGCGACCUCUCCCCCCAAACCCCCUCGAGCACAUCACUGGAAACUCUUAGUGAAGAACAUCCAGGUCAUGAUCAGCCAGGAGGACGGAGCUGCAGGCAGUGUGAGUCCUCAGUGUGUGUUGCAGUUAGAUGAUCCUCCUCAGAAAUUAUCCAGCUCAGUGUUGAGCAGCAGCAGGAACCUCAUCUGGGAUCAACCCUUCAUCUUUGAGCUCAGCGGCAGAUCAAAGGAGCUGAUCGUCCAGCUGUUGGAUCAGGGGAAACAUCUGGACGGCCGUUUGCUGGGCGAGGUGUGUGUGCCGCUCGACCUGGUGAGGAGGAACCCGAGAGGACAGCAAACGUUUACACUCAAAAACACCACGGGAGAGACGGGAUCACUAACUACUGAGUUCAGCUACCUGGAGCCCAGCGAGGUGCGCACGUGGCAGCCCCCCACCCCCACCCCUCCCAGACGAGUAGAAACGGACCGGACGGUGAUGCCCUGUGGAACCGUGGUCACCACCGUCACCGCCGUGAGGAGCAAGCCGGGACGCCCCCUCUCUCCCGAAUCGGUCAGAUCUCCAUCCAGAUCCAAACUGGGGGAGAGGAGAGUGUCUGAGCAGCCGUGCAUUCUGGGAGCUCGAGUCAGCAAAGCUCUGUCAUCAUCAGAUACAGAGCUGCUGAUGCUGAAUGGGACGGAUCCCGUAGCUGAAGCUGCUAUUAAACAGCUGUACGAGUCGGCAAAACAGAAACUCAAAUCUCCAGUUAAGAAGAGCACCAUCAUCAUCUCAGGAGUUUCAAAGGCCCAGCUGUCUCAGGAUGAUGAAGCGGCUAUGAUGGCGGGUUACGCCGCUUCUAUGGACGCCUCCAUGGCUGAAACCUCGGCGAGCUCGGAGCAGGACGCCGAAUCUCCGUCAGAGCGUCGCGUCCUGGACACGGAGGAGUCGGCGGAGGGUCCGAGCGGUGCGGACUGGGAGAGUCACACGGAGGAGGAGUCCGAUAAAGCUUCACUCUCACUGUGUGUGUCUGAGCUCGACUCCAAAAAGGGAAAAGGCAGCUUCCUCCACAAGGGUGCCAGGAUGUUCUUCAGGCGGAGGCAGCAGAGGAAGGAGCCCGGGAUGAGCCAGUCCCACAACGACCUGCAGUACCUGGAACAGGUCGAGGACAAACGUCCCGGCACCUUCAAGCGUAUCCUCAACCGCAGGCUGCUCCCCAAACACAAGGGCAAAGUGAACGGCGUCCAAAAGUGAGGCCUCGCCCGGAGCUCAAACGUACUCUGAAAACCACCUGUAAACACCUUCUCACCCACCUUAGCCUAAUCUCUUCUCAGAUGGGGGUUCUAACCGUGCGCCCCUUUAACCUUUACCUUCCAAAAAAAUGAACUCCAGAUAAAAUCAUAGUCAAGCCUACAUGUUAAUCCUCUCGCUAAUACUCGGAUCCUUGCGGCCUGAAAUCUCUUCAUAUCAGAUGGUCCGGAGUUCUCACUAGCGUAAUAACAUAUAUUCCAUUAUCGUCCAUCUCUGGAUUUAAAUCCGUGCUUAUCAGUAACUUGUGCACCUCAACUUUAUGUGAGCAACCGCUUAAAAAUAUCAGUUUAAUAUUAAUUUAGUCUAAGAGAGAAAAGGGGAGCGACCCUGUCAAACCAGAUCAAUUUUGUUGUGCAAAAUUGUGAUUAUUAUAAUUAUUAAGUGCCAUCAGGUGGAUUCGGACCCCUGGUGACCAUGUGAAGAGUGUUUCUUCAGGCUUCUUAAUGUCGUAAUGUCUCAUUUUACCCUCAAAUCUUCCGAGCAUGAUUUUCUUUUACAAUGAAACGGUUCCACUCAUAACGUGUCCCAAGUUAGAGCUUUAGUUUUGAUAUCUGGGCUUCCGGUAAGGUUUUAAACUCGCCGUACAGUUUAACAUCUACAUUUAACGUCUACAUUUCACCUGAGCGUGUGUGUGUGUGUGUGUCUAGUGCCAGUAGAAGAACAGGAAGAAAUACUGACUGGUUUUAAAGGAACGGGGUUUGGAUUGAUGUGCUGUGUGAGAAAUUUUAUUUUCUAUUGUUUAUCAUUCCAGAAGAGAAAACACACUGGUGAUGGUGGGUGUGGGUGUGGGUGUUGGUGUGGGUGUGGGUGUGUUGUGUGGGUGUGUGUGGGGGUGUGUUGUUUUAACCAAAGCACUAAACACUACAGGAGGAAGCAGGAGAUCUGAUCUCAUUUCAUUCCUUUCAUUUCAUUAAGUGCUUUUGUCUGAUUCAUCUCAUAAACUGCAAUUAUUUUAUUACUUGAUUGUUUGUCUGAACUGUGUGUGUGGAUCAUCUCUAAUUCAGCAUUUCAUUAUUUUAAACAUGAUUUAGUGAUUGAUCUUACAGUUUUACUGGGUUACCAGUUUUUAUUGAUUUGUUUUGCUAUGUGUGUGUGUUUGUCGGGGUCACGUGACCAGUUGUGUGUUGCGCAGAGAUAAUCAGUGGCCUAAACAUUUCAUUUUAAACUUUUUAUUUUAUUUUUCCUGACUGAGUGCUGUUUGUAGUCAUUGUGGUUAAGGUUAGGGUUCAGGAUGCAGGUUCUGGCCAUCAGGUGUAAAAUCCAGCACCAAAAGUGAUGCUUCAUGGUCAGGGUCACUGUGGCUCAUGCGACAUCUGGAAACACUGAGAGUAAGGCUAAUACUGACCAAUUUCUCUAUGGCCAGAACAUGGGAAGUGAUGGUCCCUGGGGUCCUGAGAGUGGUGCUUUAAUUUUUAUUGUAUAGGAUGAAUGCAAAGGAAAUAAACUCAUGAACCCAUGAUAAAUACAUGCAACACAGAUUGACAGAAACAGAACUGAGAAGCAAUUCCACAACCCUGAAGAACACAUCCAGCAUCAUCUCAACAUCUCAUAUAAGGUUUCAUUUUUCUGCGGUCGUGACUUUAUUUUAGUCCAUUUUAACCUCGACUCCUAAUCAGACGUGUUACUCAAGUAUCGUCACUAUUCAGGUCUGAUGAACCUAAAAUCCAGGAAUAUUUCUAUUUCAUCCAAAGAUUAAUCUUCUUACAGUUGAGUGCAAACGUUUGCGAACCCUUGGAACGAAAAUGUAUAUUUGUCUCUAUUAAAUAAACAUUAAAUAAGAAUACAUUUUCAGUUUCGCGCUGGACUGUAGGAACUGACUGUAGACUUUGUACCAUUCUGUGACUGGCGUGGUGCCUUCAGGGUUACGAGGGAGGUCUUGUGCCCUUAGUUGUUCAUGUUUUCACAUAAACCAUUGAAUUGGGUUCAGCUAGAUAAUAUUUUGUUGUAUUUUUGUGUACAGAUUAAAGACAGAAGUCGUACCUCUGAGGGCACCACCCCAGCAACAGAAUGGUACAUUGAAGUACUUUAAUUUUAGUGUGUAUAUAAUAAUUAUAAAUGGGUCUUUAUGCAAAAGAGGAGCAGGAAUGCAUGUUUUGGUUGAUGCUGAUGAUGUGAACGAUGCAUAUGAUGCUAAUCAUGCUGAUAUUAUAUUAAUUGUAAAGCAUCAUGAGCGUUGUGUUGGAUUCUGAACCCUCGCUUGCUGGAUUUACUGUGAUUUAUGCUUUAUAAAUUGUGUAUGCUGAAACCAAAAUGCCCUUAAACACAAGAACGUGUUUUUAAAGUUAAUUAAGGGUGCCUGUGCCAACUAACUGUAGCCAUCCACUUGUUGCUGAGCCUAAUGUGUUUACUAAUAAUGCUGAGUGUAAGUGUGAGAGCGAGUGUGAGUGAGUGAGUGAACGUUUGUGAUGCUAUGCAAGGACUGAUUAUAAUGAACAUAUCAGGUUUAUCGUGUUGAGCAAUAAACACUGUCUGAAUAACAA